Molecule: messenger RNA, 1063 nt
Organism: Tigriopus californicus
Lineage: Eukaryota; Metazoa; Arthropoda; Copepoda; Harpacticoida; Harpacticidae
Product: protein jagged-2-like
Exons: 8
Coding region: 33-1031 (332 amino acids)
Source: RefSeq, a predicted model, not a curated record
UCAUCCUUUUACAAUCAUUUCUAACGUAAAGUAUGACUGGCCGUGUUUCAAGGUGCUUGGCUCUCCUGGUUGUCUCCGUGAAUCUGGCCAAUGGUGAUAAACUUUUGUCUUCCAUUGGAAAUGGCGGAUCCCGACGAUUCGUCUUCACUCCCCUUCGAAACGAUGAGCUUCCUUGUGUGGCUGAAAACCUUCGUCAAUCCCAUCGUUAUAUUUGCGACGACGAGGCCAACGUGAUUUGUCUCUCUGGAUGGAAGGAAGACCCAGAUUGGUCCAAAAGAGAUUUACGGAAUCCGUGUCCAAUUCCGAUUUGUGAUUAUCACGGAGACACUUGUCAACACGGUCAAUGUGUCCGACCAGAUGUUUGCGCUUGUGAAGUGGGAUGGCAAGGUCAUCUUUGCGAUACCUGCAUUCCUCUGCCUGGUUGUGUGCACGGAUCUUGCAAUGCCACAUUUGAGUGCAAUUGUGAUCUCAAUGAUCAAGGAGCGCCAAUGUGGGAAGGUGCUUUUUGCGAUCAACCUGCUUGCCCGGAUUGUCAUCCAGACCACGGAUUUUGCUUCGAACCAUUUGAAUGCCAAUGUCAUGAAGGAUGGCAAGGGCCAGAUUGUCAAGAGUGUGUGAAAUUGCCAGGAUGUUUUCAUGGCUCUUGUGAAGAUGGCAAAACCCAUUCUUGUCAAUGUGAUGAAGGUUGGACAGGCCAUCUCUGCGAUCAGCCUCAAUGCGGUGACGGUUGCCACCACCAGAACGGAUUUUGCAUCGAGCCUGACACUUGUAUUUGUAAGCCGGAAAAGGAUCGGAUUGCUCCGAGUGUGUUCCUUACUGGAUGUGCCCUGAAAAUGGCUAUUGUUAUGAGCCCAAACCAAUGUAUUUGUAAUUCCACCGUGGCUGACGAAGAUCGCUUUGAUAUCUGCAACCGGGAAAAAAUCAAUGGUCCAAUGUACAAAGAGCAACAGGGAGAAUGCUCCUUGAAAUGCACCGAGUUUACCGCUUAUGAAUUGCCCCAUGGGACCCCACAUUGGCAUAAGGGCUACUGAAUGUUCAUGGGGUCAAACUGAAGGGCUCUGCA